GUCAGCAGAAGAUGCCCUCGGCUAGAGUGCAGAGGCAGCAAAUAAAAAUCGUUAUCCGGCGUUCACAUGCGCCAUCACCACCCAGCAAUCCGCCAACCCGUGCCGUGAUCCUUCCGACGCCGAUCCCCCACCUCCAACUCCAAUGGCAGGCGCCAUCCGCUUCACAUGAUCUCACUGUCACACACUUCGAGCCGCUUAGCUUAUUAGCUGUGCCUUGCACAGUCCGCACGUGCCUCUCGAUCUGUCCGUCAUCCUCUCGCUCGCCUUCUCCUCUUCUUGGCCUUGUGCCGACUGCUGCUGAGCACACACACGGUCUCGCAUACUCGGAGGCGACAAUGGCAGGGUGUCUUGUUGCCCGGACGUCCUCGUCCAAGCGCCAGCAGCUGAGCUUGUCUAUUCUCCUCCUCGUCCUCUUCCAGAGCUCGUGCUCGUGCUGCUACGCGGCGACGGUGGGUUACAGUUACAGCGAACAGGAGGGCGACCGGGUUGCGUUCCUCCCCGGGCAGCCGCGGAGCCCUCCGGUGUCGCAGUUCGCCGGGUACAUCACCGUGAAUGAACGCAACGGGAGGGCGCUCUUCUACUGGUUCUUUGAGGCUCAGACGUCGCCGGCGCACAAGCCUCUCCUGCUCUGGCUCAAUGGAGGGCCUGGUUGCUCAUCAAUUGGGUACGGCGCUGCUUCUGAGUUGGGGCCUCUAAGAGUAACUAGACACGGGGCAGGGCUUGAGUUCAACAAAUUUGCGUGGAACAGAGAGGCCAACUUGCUCUUCCUGGAGUCACCUGUUGGGGUGGGCUUCUCCUACACCAACACAUCCUCUGACCUCACCAAACUGGAUGAUGCUUUCGUAGCUGAAGAUGCAUACAGCUUCUUAGUAAAUUGGUUCAAGAGGUUUCCGCAGUACAAGGGCCGCGAGUUUUAUAUCUCUGGGGAGAGCUAUGCAGGUCACUAUGUGCCACAACUUGCUGAACUUGUCUAUGACAGAAACAAAGGCAAGACCAACACAUACAUCAACCUUAAAGGUUUCAUGGUCGGUAAUCCACUAACUGACGAUUACUACGACUCCAAGGGGCUGGCUGAAUAUGCUUGGAGCCACUCAGUAGUGUCAGAUGAAGUUUAUGAGCGCAUCAAGAAGGUCUGUGAUUUUAGGAUCUCAAACUGGACCGAUGAUUGUGAUAAAGUCAUGACCACUGUGUUCAACCAGUACCAAGAGAUUGACAUUUACAACAUCUACGCGCCCAGAUGCAAUCUUCCUCCGUCAUCAGCUGCACUUGCUGUUGAUCAAGAAUUCGUAGCUAACGAUCAGGAACAUUUCAGGCGAAGGAUUAGGAUGUUCUCUGGGUAUGACCCGUGCUAUUCUUCGUAUGCUGAAAAAUACUUCAAUAACGCAGAUGUGCAGAGAGCAUUCCACGCAAAUGUCAGUGGAUCUCGAAAAUGGCAAGUUUGCAGUGAUUCAAUUUUAAGGUCAUACAAUUUUUCGGUACUUUCCAUCUUACCAAUCUACUCUAAGCUUAUCAAAUCAGGAUUGAGGGUCUGGCUCUACAGUGGAGAUGCAGAUGGUAGGGUUCCAGUGAUUGGAUCGCGGUAUUGUGUGGAAGCCCUGGGCCUGCCUGUCAAGACACAAUGGCAACCCUGGUACCUGAACAAACAGGUUGCAGGAAGAUUUGUGGAGUACCAUGGCAUGACAAUGGUGACAAUCAGAGGAGCUGGUCAUUUGGUGCCCCUCAACAAACCUUCAGAAGGUCUCACACUUAUCGACACAUUCCUUCAGGGCAAACAGCUUCCCGCACACAGAUGACAAUAGUGUUUAGGAUUGUGAUGAGGGUUAUUUCAGAAAACAAAAUCUCAAGGAUUGGACACUAUGUGCGCCACACAUGGGCUAAUUAGUAAGGAUUUCAUUUCCAGUUGUUGCACAAAUUGGGUUACUUGGUUACAAAUAGACCAUACUCAACUGGAUAUUGGUUACAUCAAUCUCAAUACCGGUUAUCUGAUUA
Messenger RNA from Sorghum bicolor (sorghum), 1989 nucleotides. Its product is annotated as serine carboxypeptidase-like 33. Gene Ontology annotation, biological process: proteolysis. The coding region runs from base 12 to 1793 and encodes 593 amino acids. Gene Ontology annotation, molecular function: serine-type carboxypeptidase activity. The record is from RefSeq and is a predicted model, not a curated record. NCBI's taxonomy places the organism in Eukaryota, Viridiplantae, Streptophyta, Magnoliopsida, Poales, Poaceae. Gene Ontology annotation, cellular component: vacuole. The transcript has 10 exons.